AUGUUUACAAAUUUCAAUCGACGGUUUUUUAAGGGAGCACUAUUUGUUGCUGUGCUUUCUUUUACAUCCUUCAUGGGUACAAUUGUCAUUAUGGGACCAACUUUGAUUUUGCUGUGGUUACGGCCGAGUUGGUUUCGUUGGAUAAACGAUCGACUUAUGGUAAUAUGGCUUACUCUGCCUCCGGUACGACUUAUCUGAAUUCAAUUUACCUGUUUUUUUAUGCUUUCUUUUUCAGUCUCUACUGUGCCAUGUACUUAUCCGCACUUCUAAUGCUUCAAGAUUAGACUGUAUUCAAAAAUUACUUUGUUAAAAACUACUUACAUCUCUCGCCUCCAAAUUAUGUAUACAUGUAUAUGCAAAUGUUUUCCUGUUUAGCCCCGUCAGAAAAAAAUGUUGUAAAAACUGACUUUUUCGGAUAUAAGGAAGUGUUAUAAAAUCAAUUCAAAAGUGUUCCUGUCUUCAAGCCGUAAAUUUUAUAUCCGCAACAUGUCUCCUUCUAGUUCAGUCAUCUGAUGACAAAUAUGUUUCCACAUCAAUUAUUCCUGGUGCCCCUAGGCUGUAUAAUGCUUUUAAAAUAUUGUUUUUUUCCUUUUUCACGUUGUGUGGUUGGCUACAAUCAUUUCUUUUCAAGGCAUUAUUAGGUAAGUAAGAGUUUCUGGGCAGUCAACUAUUAGAGGUGUUAGGGAGAUUUUUCUUAACCCGUGAAAAAGGGUGUAGAAUACUUCACGCUAUAUGCGCUAAAUUCCAUUGUCUUUUUUGUUUACUUGUAGGUAUUUUGCACUAGUUGUUAUUCUCUGUUUCACCGGUCAAGUAAAAUCACUCUACCAGCCUGAUGCGUCAGAGGUUUUGUGAUGAAAUCUUAAUAGCAUGCAGCCUUAGUGACAGGGUUCUUUAAUACGCUUUCACUAUGGCUCCUAUAAAUGUUUUAAAAAUAACCUGACUGUAACUCUGUUAUCUAUGCUGUACGGUUUCAAAUGAGCUGGCAGUGAAGGGCAAAUCCAAAACAAACAUUUGUUAGUUCUAGAGUCCCGUUUAUGUAGACAAAACUUGCCCCAGGAGGAAGGUUCACUCGCCUUCCCGAGCCCUGGGCAAGCCAACUUCCACAAACAUGGCGAACCGUUUACAUAUCUCGCUCGAUUUUUGGAAAGGUUACCGCCAAAUGGACGUCUUCCGUCAAACAGUAUUUUUUCGGCCAAAAAUUAUCUCCAAAAUAGCCAUUAUAAAAACUGAAGUUUGCAACCAUUGCUUCUUUCUUCUCCUUCGUUCUUUCUUUUAAGUGCCUAUCGGGCACAAGGAACCUGCCUUUUGGCCAUUUUUCACUCAAAUGGCUGCAAAUUUCGUUA
Porites lobata is the source of this 1343-nucleotide messenger RNA. NCBI's taxonomy places the organism in Eukaryota, Metazoa, Cnidaria, Anthozoa, Scleractinia, Poritidae. The record is from the annotation of a GenBank genome assembly.